UAUCGAUUUUGAAUCCAAUGGCUAAAAGGAUCAAUACAAUCAUCUUGUACUAAAAGUAAGAUGCUAUUAUAUACUUUCCCAUAUAAAAUUUUGUAGGCCAUCUCUAGAAUUACUUGAAUUUUCCUGAAUUUUAAUUUGCUAGUAUUCCAUCUUCCACGAAGUCUUCCCCAUAUUAAAUCACCCCAACCCACCAUUGCAGCCAUACCAAAAGGCAACAACUCUCUCUCUCUCUCUCUCUCUCUCUCUCUCUCUCAAAUCCAUGGCGCUCACUCUCCCCAACCCCUCUCUAAAACAAGCAUCACAUGACAACCAGCACAAACCCAUCUCCACCAAAAGAAUCCUCUCAACCCAAUUCCUGCAUCUCACAUCCACCACAAGCCCACCAUCCUCAUCCAUGGCCAAGAAAAUAAUCUACAAAUCCAUCUCCAGAAUCAGCUCAUCAGUAGCAAGAGCAGUACCAGGCCUUGAUGAUUCUCUCUCCACCACAACCACCGCCCUCCCCCAAAAACAAGAAAAAACACAAGAAGGCCAAGAGAGAGAAGAACAAGAGGAAGAGAUGGAAGAAUUGGCACAAGAAGGAGAUAAAGUAGGCAAGCUAUCAGAGAGGUGGAGAGAGAUACAGGGUGAGAACCACUGGACAGGCCUUCUCGAACCCAUGGACCCCCUCCUACGAAGCGAGCUCAUCCGCUAUGGCGAGCAUGCACAGGCAUGCUAUGAUGCCUUCGACUAUGAUCCCUUCUCCCGCUACUGUGGAAGUUGCAGACACAACCGACGACAUUUCUUUGAGGAACUCACUCUCGAUAAUCACUGUUCUUAUGAAGUCACUCGUUAUUUAUAUGCAACUUCCAAUCCAAACCUUCGUAACUUCUUUCGACGAUCACAGUGGCCCAGGACUUGGAGCACAGCGGCAAACUGGAUUGGCUAUGUUGCCAGUGCUGGUGGUAAGGAUGGGAUCGAUACCGGAAAGAGUGAGCUUGGAAGACGUGAUAUCGUGGUCGCCUGGCGUGGGACAGUGACGAGACUAGAGUGGAUCGCAGACCUAAUGGACUGCCUCAAGCCUGUCGGGCUGAGCCAUGGAGACCGCUUGGUGAAGGUGGAGUCUGGGUUUUUGGAUCUGUACUUGAGCAAAGACCCCGCUUGCCGGUUCAGUAAAUACUCGGCACGCGAGCAGGUGCUUUCUGAGGUGCGUCGUCUCAUGGAAAGAUACAAAGAUGAGCCGGAGCUGAGCAUCACAGUCACUGGCCACAGCCUUGGAGGUGCACUAGCCCUGCUCAGUGCCUAUGACAUAGCAGAAUCCGGGCUCAACCUGCGGCUUGACGGCACACGCGCUCUGAUUACUGUCUUCUCCUUUGCUGCACCACGAGUAGGCAACAGGCACUUCGCAAAGCGGUGCGAGGAGCUCGGUGUCCACGUGCUCCGCGUCGUAAAUGUGCAUGACACUGUGCCUAAGGUGCCGGGCUUUCUCAUCAACGAGCACGUGCAAGUACCACAAGCACUCACAGAUGGCUUACCAUGGAGCUAUGCUCAUGUCGGAGUCGAGCUCACACUCGACCACCGAAGAUCGCCUUUUUUAAAGGAAACUGGAGACCCAAGCUGCUACCAUAACUUGGAGGCUCACCUGCACCUGCUAGAUGGCUACCAUGGAAGGGGGCAGAGGUUUGUAUUGGCUAGUGGCAGAGACCCUGCUCUUGUCAACAAGGCAAGUGAUUUUUUGAAGGAGCAUCACAUGGUUCCACCAAAUUGGAGGCAAGAGAGGAACAAGGGUAUGGUCAAGGGGCCUCAUGGGAGAUGGGUGCAACCUGAGAGGAAUAGGGUUGAGGACCACCCUCUUGAUAUAAAAGGGCACCUAGAUCAGAUCAAGCUGCUCUGAUUAAAAUAAGUGGGUGUGAAUAAAUAAUUGUUUAUUGGUUAAGUUUGGUGUUCAGUUAAAUCACAAGAUAACUUGUUUAUUGAUUCA
Amborella trichopoda is the source of this 1957-nucleotide messenger RNA. Its product is annotated as phospholipase A1-Igamma1, chloroplastic. Gene Ontology annotation, molecular function: glycerophospholipase activity. NCBI's taxonomy places the organism in Eukaryota, Viridiplantae, Streptophyta, Magnoliopsida, Amborellales, Amborellaceae. The record is from RefSeq and is a predicted model, not a curated record. Gene Ontology annotation, biological process: lipid metabolic process.